CGUCGUCUCCUGUCCUUGACCUCUGUCCCACGUGACGGUGUCGUCGUCCGGUUAGCUUGUAGCUGCGUCCGUGUUCUGGAUCCACUGGAAUCAAGUCAGGUUCGGUUCGGAGAAGAUGUCCGGUACUGGGACGUUUGCUCUGUCUUUACUGCGGCGGUGCGUCGCGGUGUCACGGCUGCCGGUGCGUGUUGCGUCCGUCAGGUGGAGCUUCGUUCAGCACCGAACAUGGACCUCACAGACCCGGUACCCCCAGCCCGCCAUCACAUGCACCCAGCACCGGUUCUGCACCAAGGCAGAACCACCGUAUGAAGAGGAGUACCCUCCUCUGCCGGCCUACCAGCCUCAGUCAGAACCAGAGGCCCAGGAGGUGUACAUCAUUCAGGUUAAAGGUCUCUCCUGGUCCUGCACGGAGAUGGACCUCCUGAACUUCUUCUCAGACUGCAAGAUCCAUGACGGGGAGAUGGGAGUCCACCUGGUGCCGGACCAGCUGGGGAGGCCGUCGGGUCAAGCCUUCAUCAAGCUGGAGCACGAGGAGGACGUGGUCAAAGCUCUGGGGAAGCACCGGCAGUACCUCGGCUCACGCUACGUUGAAGUGUACGAAGUGACGAACAGUGAAGCUGAAACCAUCCUGCUGAAAGCAGCUGACACUGGAGGACACGACGGCGUGGUUCUGCUCAGAGGACUACCCUUCUCCUGCAGAGAGGACGACAUCCAGCACUUCUUUUCAGGUCUGGAUAUCAAGGAGAACGGGAUCACCUUCGUCACCAACUCCAGAGGGAGGAACUCUGGAGAGGCCUAUGUUCAGUUUUCCUCCCAGGAAGAAGCAGAGAAGGCUCUGCAGAAACACCGGGAGUUCAUCGGAACCAGGUACAUCGAGGUGUUUCCCAGCAGCAGAGACUCGAUCCGGUCCACUAGCAGAGAGAAAGAGUGGAGUUCAGCUCCUCAGCAGAUGUACAGGAGAGAAGGUUCUGACUUUCAGCCCAACUCCAAACGUGCGCCGGUUUUCCCACAGAGCUCAAACGCCUCGAAUCACUUCGUCCACAUGAGAGGACUUCCCUUCCGGGUGUCCGUGGAAGAGAUCGUGAUGUUCUUCGCUCCGCUAGUCGUGUCUAAAGUCGUGACUGAAUGUGGUCCCAACGGGAGGCCGAAAGGAGAGGCAGACGUUUACUUCAGCAACCACAGAGACGCCAUCAAAGCCAUGUCCCGGGACCGGAUGUACAUAGGGAACAGAUACGUCGAGUUGUUCCUGAACUCUGAGGAGACGUUGGACUGAAGCUGGAAACGUCUCGUCAGGUGGACAGGACUCGGAUCCAGAGAUCAGAGAUCAGCAUCUUCUUCCAUGAAUAAACAGAAUGCUCAGCAGUU
This is a messenger RNA of Nematolebias whitei (Rio pearlfish), 1365 nucleotides long. It is a transcript of the gene grsf1, whose product is annotated as G-rich RNA sequence binding factor 1. The transcript is spliced from 10 exons. NCBI's taxonomy places the organism in Eukaryota, Metazoa, Chordata, Actinopteri, Cyprinodontiformes, Rivulidae. Bases 116 to 1273 code for a protein of 385 amino acids. Gene Ontology annotation, molecular function: RNA binding. The record is from RefSeq and is a predicted model, not a curated record. Gene Ontology annotation, cellular component: ribonucleoprotein complex.